Molecule: messenger RNA, 573 nt
Organism: Ilex paraguariensis (yerba mate)
Lineage: Eukaryota; Viridiplantae; Streptophyta; Magnoliopsida; Aquifoliales; Aquifoliaceae
Source: the annotation of a GenBank genome assembly
AUGGUGUCUCCACUGAUCGCUCAACACUUGUGGUUUCUAAUAGCCAUAGUGAUGGUCAUUGAGGUGGACGUGGUGGUCACGGAGGUUGUACGGGAGGCCGUACGAGUGGUCGUGGAGGUUGUAGUGGAUCCCGUUCCUAUACUCACUGUGGCCGUGGAGGACACACUGUUGAUUUUUGUUAGGAUUUACAUGGAAAAUCUUCUGGUACUGCUAAUCAGGCUUCUUAUCAGGAUGACACCUCUAUUGUUGCUUCCAUACCUCGGUCAGCUCCACCAGACACUAGGUCGGUUACUAUUAUACUGGGUCGAGAGGAGUAUGCUCAGUUUCUAUCUCAGUAACAGGGUAUCCCAUCUCUUUUCACUGCUACUUUUGCCCAGUCAGUCUGCUACUUCCACACGUAGUGUUACUCUUGCUAAUGGUACUUGUUCUAAAGUUUCAGGUCUGGGGACUACUCACUUGAGUCCUGAUAUGUCCCUAUCUUCCAUGUUAUUUGAUCUCAAGACAAAGAGGAAGAUUGGCACGGGGCAUGAAGCUGGUGGCCUAUAUUACCUUGAUUUUGAUUUACCUACCUGA